CUACAGGGGACUAGCACCGUAUGAGGCAGCCAACACUAGGCAAGCUUUUAAGCAACUCUGAUCACUACUGUUUUUCCUGUUAUUGUUCAAAAUACUUGGUUUUCCUCUGCCUUUCAUGUGAUUGUAAUAUCCUGCAGUUCAGUCUGUGAGAACUUUACUGGUUUACUUCCUACGCGAACAAAACCAACAGUGAUUUCUGCAUUUUUGAAGGAGAUCUUAAGAUCUGGACUAUUGUGAAAGAAGUUUCCAGCGAGGCUCAGCUGUAACUUGAGAGAUGGAAGCUGAAUACAAGAAAAUUAUUCUACUGAAGGGAUUAGAGGCCAUCAAAGAUUAUCAUUUUGACAUAAUUAAAUCCUUACUUGCCUCUGAUUUAAAACUGACCAAAAAAAUGCAAGAUGAGUAUGAUAGAAUUAAGAUUGCUGACUUGAUAGAAGUAAAAUUCCCGGGUCCUGCUGGUGUCAACAAACUAAUAGAAUUAUUGAAAGAUAUACCAUCACUUAAAGAAAUUGUUGAAAUUCUUAGAAGAGAAAAGUCAAAAGUUGCAAAGAAAAUGAAAGCAAAAGGAACUCCACUGAAAAAGAAGAAGCAUGAAGAAGUAGGUCCUGCUACACCUACACCCACCACAAGUAAAGCUCUGGAAUCUGAAAGAGCAGGGGAGACUGCUGUAGGUCAGAAAAGAAAAAGCGCAAAAGAGGAGAUUGGAGUCAAAAGGAAUAAGGUGUCUCAGGAUCCUCCCUCUCCAUCGGGAGCCAGCACAGCCGCAGUCAUGGGCCAUCCACCACCUCCCCAGAUCUCAUCAACUCCAUCUUCUACUCCCCUAACCAAGAACCAGGAACUGCAAGCCAGAAGUCAGGAAGCUGACAGAAGAAAAGUUCUGCAUAACAGCCCAAUGAUAAUGAUGGUGCUGAAAGCAACAGAGCUAUUUGAAUAUGAGUCUCCAGGAAAUGAGAAAAACACAAUGUUUCAUGCUACGGUGGCUACCGAAACUCAGUUCUUUCAAGUGAAGGUUUUUAACACCAACCUGAAGGAGAAAUUCACUCCAGGGAAGUUCAUUACCAUAUCAAAUUAUCUUGAAUACAAAGGACUCCUGGAGGUGAAUCAAGCAUCUUCUGUAUCUGAAGCUGGUCCUGAUCAAAACAUUGUGGUCCCAAAAAGCAUUAUCAAAAUUGCAAAUGAAACUCCCAAAAUCUGUAAUCUUCAGAAGCAAGCAUCAGGAACAUAUGUGUACGGGUUGUUCAUGUUACAUAAGAAAACAGUGAAUAAGAAGAACACAGUCUAUGAAAUACAGGAUAAUACAGGAAAGAUGGAUGUAGUGGGGAAUGGAAAAUGGCACAAUAUUGUUUGUGAAGAAGGAGAUAAGCUUCGACUUUUCUGCUUUCAACUGAGAACAAUUGACAGAACACUAAAAAUGACGUGUGAAAUUCACAGUUUCAUCAAGGUAAUCAAGGCAAAGAAAAACAAGAAAAGUGACAUUAAUAAUGAUUUUAUCAAAGUUGAGACUCUCAUUUAAAAAAAUAGAUUCAGUUGAAAUAUCCCAGCCUAUUAAUACUUUUUGUAUCUGAGUUGUGAAUUAGGUUUAUUUCUUUAUAAGAGAUUAUUCUUAUGUUCUUUUAUAGUUUCUAAGAAUACUAUAUUUUGCAUCUGUAACAUAUAUAAUGUAAAAAAAAAUAAAAUUUCCUUUUUUAAAGGACAUCAUUCUCCAAGAA
Messenger RNA from Choloepus didactylus (southern two-toed sloth), 1706 nucleotides. RefSeq names its product myeloid cell nuclear differentiation antigen (gene MNDA). Gene Ontology annotation, molecular function: double-stranded DNA binding. NCBI's taxonomy places the organism in Eukaryota, Metazoa, Chordata, Mammalia, Pilosa, Megalonychidae. Bases 275 to 1510 code for a protein of 411 amino acids. The record is from RefSeq and is a predicted model, not a curated record. The transcript has 7 exons. Gene Ontology annotation, biological process: activation of innate immune response; positive regulation of interleukin-1 beta production; cellular response to interferon-beta. Gene Ontology annotation, cellular component: nucleolus.